CCCCCAGCCUGGCCUAGGGCCCGCCUCCUUUCCUCCCUCUGCCCCCUUUCCGGAGCGGAGUGAAGGCGCACUUACAGCGGUUUGUGAUUGGGAGCAGAAAGGAUAAAGCUAUCGUUUGAGCUCCCCCUGCUGGUCGUGAGUGAUGCUUUUUCCAGAAGACAGAUGAAGAGAGUGCAAGCAGUAUGGCUGAAAGGUUCCUCAUGCCCUCACUCCAGGCAUUGUGCACUCUGAUCCCUGCACUCUCUGCCGUCUCGGAACCUGGAUACUCCAGCUCUUGCCAAGGUGCUGACUUGCUUAAGAAGCCUAUCCUGCUCACCCCGGACACAGACACCCAUUAUCUAUGUGGUACCUCAAUCCUGGCAGUAGCAAUUUGGCUACGAGUAGGCAAAGACGGUAGAGAGAUUCUCAGUCCUGGGGAUGCUACCAUUAACCCCUAUAUUGCUGUGAAUAUCUUGAUUGCUGUGGGUGCUAUCAUCAUGAUUCUGGGUUUCCUGGGAUGCUUUGGAGCCAUGAAAGAAAACCAGUUCAUGCUUGUUUUGUUUUUCGUAGGAUUGAUUCUGAUCCUACUUCUGCAAGUGGUGGCAGGUAUCCUAGGAGCUACUAACAAAUCUAAGACUGAACGUGCUCUGAAUGAGACUCUCCAGACUAAUGUACAUCUUCUGAGUGCAACAAAUGAAAAUGGAAAGCUAUUCCAGAAAGCCUUUUCUGAAAUUCAAGAAGAGUUAAAAUGUUGUGGUUUGAUCAAUGGAGCUUCUGACUGGGGAAAUAAUUUUCAAUACUAUUACAAGUCAUGUGAAUGUCCAAGUGCAUCAGAUUCUUCUUGUACAAAGUAUGAUGGAAAAACUAUUUACAAACAGUCAUGCUUUUCUUUGCUAAGAGGCUUAUUUUCAAGACGUCUUUCCAUAGUUAUUGGGCUGGCGUUUGGACUUGCAGCUGUUGAGGUACUUGGUCUGAUAUUUUCUCUUGUCCUGUACUGCCAGAUCAGGAAGAAAUAAGUCUGUGGAUGUGUCAAGUCAUCAUCGGUCAAACCCCUUUAAAAUUUUGCUUCGGAUUUGUAACUUCUUUAAAUAUAUGAGUGCUGUGUUAAGAGCAGCUGUCCUAUUAAAAUGUGUCAUUUAGCCAGAUCACAGAGAUCUUCCAGUCAUA
This is a messenger RNA of Balaenoptera acutorostrata (minke whale), 1146 nucleotides long. It is a transcript of the gene TSPAN8, whose product is annotated as tetraspanin 8. Gene Ontology annotation, cellular component: membrane. The transcript has 11 exons. The record is from RefSeq and is a predicted model, not a curated record. The coding region runs from base 183 to 995 and encodes 270 amino acids. NCBI's taxonomy places the organism in Eukaryota, Metazoa, Chordata, Mammalia, Artiodactyla, Balaenopteridae.